Messenger RNA from Paraglomus occultum, 567 nucleotides. NCBI's taxonomy places the organism in Eukaryota, Fungi, Glomeromycota, Glomeromycetes, Paraglomerales, Paraglomeraceae. The record is from the annotation of a GenBank genome assembly.
AUGUACAUAAACUCGCUACCUAUUGUCAUUUCAAGAGACCUCAAGAUCCCUACUCCCGUCAGUGGUGAAGGAUUUUUCUACCGUCACUCGUCAGUUUCAUUCACUGUCGAAACAAGAGUUCCUCGGAUCCGCCACUCUGCCAGAGGGACAAUAUACAUCACUGACAAACGGAUGAUAUUCGUCGCAUCUGACGCUAGUUCAGAUGGAUUCGAGACAUUCUAUCUGUUACUCACGGAUAUUGUCUCAUCAGUAAAAACAGCAAGUGGCGCUGGGAGAUUUAAUCGCAAUAUGUUUUGUUUGACUCUACAACUGAGCGAUACAAGAACGGUGAUUAUCACAGUCGAAUUCGAUAAAAGAGAUCUGAAAGCCAAGCAAACGUUAGAAGACUAUUAUACUAUGAUCACUGAGAGUGUUUCAGCGGCAAAGAAAAAGAAGUUAGAGGCGGAGAGAUUGACAUUGGCAGUCGUAUCUGAAACUUGGAACAUUAGUAAUUUGCCUGAACCGCCAGUAUAUUCAUCUGCGGCAAUAUUUCAUGAUGAGGAGUUACCACCAUAUCCCGGACAGUAA